UCUUCUCUUAUUCAACCACCUACGACUACUCACUAACUACUAAGCUCCUCUCACGUUACAGUAUACGAAACCACCCAUACAUUUUUAUUACAUCUAUAUUUCUCAUUUCCACUUGAUAAUAUUACUGCACAACUAUGAUGAAUAUCUUAUUUAUUGUCUGUGUUCUUGUUAUAAGCCCCUUAAGUGUUGUUAUUGCUGAUCUUCGAGUUGGUUUUUACAAUUCUACGUGCCCAAACGCCGAAUCCAUCGUUCGACAAGUUGUUCAGAACCGCUUUAGGACUGAUCCUUCCAUAACGGCUGCUUUGCUUCGAAUGCAUUUCCAUGAUUGCUUUGUUAGGGGAUGUGACGCGUCUAUACUUAUUGAUUCCACGCAAGCCAAAUCAUCCGAAAAAGAUGCCAAUCCAAAUCUGACAGUUCGAGGUUACGAACUCAUUGAUGAGGCCAAGAAGAAUUUAGAAGCAGCUUGUCCUUCCACGGUUUCUUGUGCUGAUAUCAUAACAAUUGCCACACGCGACUCCGUGGCACUUGCUGGAGGCCCAAACUACAUGGUACCCACUGGUAGGCGUGAUGGGCUUGUCUCGAAUAAAGCCGACGUGAACCUGCCUGGCCCAGAUUUUUCAGUUUCUCAGGCAUUGCAAUCUUUCUCGGCCAAAGGGCUGACACUUAAUGAUAUGGUUACCCUUUUGGGCGCGCACACAGUUGGAGUUGCGCAUUGUAGUUUUUUCCGGUCCAGGUUGUCUAGCCCGACAAUGGAUCCGGCUUUGGCUGCUACACUGUCCAAGGUAUGCGGGUCUGGUUCAGAUCCGACAGCAUUCUUGGACCAGAACACGUCGUUCGUGUUUGAUAAUCAGUUUUACAAUCAGGUGAUGUUGAACAGAGGAGUGUUGCAUAUUGAUCAGCAGCUUUCUUUGGAUAAGUCGAGCGCUCCCAUGGUUUCGAAUUUUGCUAAGAAUGGGGCAGUGUUUCAGCAGAGUUUUGCCAAUGCGAUGGUGAAGAUGGGGAGCAUUCAAGUUCUUGUGGGGACUAAUGGAGAAAUUAGGAAGAAUUGCAGAGCUUUUAAUCAAUUACAACAAAAGAAUGCUAGGGCCUUGGGCAUAUUUUGAAGUGCAACCAGGGGAAGUGUAGAAUUUUUGGAACUGAUACGUCCUUGACUACUUGUAGUUCAUCUUGAAGAUGUAUACAAGUAUUAAAAUAAGAUAAACACUUUUAUAAAUUAGUUGAAAUAUUGUUCUGGUC
Molecule: messenger RNA, 1236 nt
Organism: Daucus carota subsp. sativus
Lineage: Eukaryota; Viridiplantae; Streptophyta; Magnoliopsida; Apiales; Apiaceae
Product: peroxidase 44
Exons: 2
Coding region: 135-1103 (322 amino acids)
Biological process (GO): response to oxidative stress; hydrogen peroxide catabolic process
Cellular component (GO): plant-type cell wall; plasmodesma
Molecular function (GO): heme binding; peroxidase activity
Source: RefSeq, a predicted model, not a curated record